UCUUAUACAACAUACACCAUCUUUUCUCCAGGAAGACGCAACAAGUACUUCCGGGUAAGCUGAGUUGUGGUGACCUUGGUCGGCUGAUCAUCAUGGCGGCGCUCUGCAGGCUAACUUCUGUUUGUCGAAAAGGAGUUCCACCUCUCUUCUAUCGCAGUACCUUCCUGGCAAGGCCGUUGGUUGCAUCACAAAAACAACAGGAGCAGACUUACCUGCUCACUGCAAGGAUUCAUGCAUCCCAGACCCUGAAUGCGAGUUCUGGCUCUCAAGCCGCCUCUCGGCACUGGACAGCUGAGCGAGUGCUGAGCAUCCUGCUGCUGGCCAUGGGGCCUGUGGCGUAUUUUCAUCCUGGCCCUGCGAUAGAUUAUUCUCUGGCUGCUGCACUCACCCUACAUGGACACUGGGGUCUGGGGCAGGUGUUGACAGAUUAUGUCCACGGAGACGCCAAAGUCAAGGUCGCCCAUGCGGGUCUCUUCCUCCUGUCCACGGUCACUUUUGCUGGCCUUUGUUACUUCAACUACAAUGACGUGGGCAUCUGCAAAGCCAUCGCCUUGCUUUGGAGCAAAUGAAAGUGUUUGUGGACUGGGAAGCUCUGGCAGAAUGACCCAAACGUAUUUAAUAUCAAUCUAAUGAAGAUAUACUUUUGACAUUGUGUAUUUUAUGGUUCAGCCAAUUCGCUCACCUGCAUGGCUAUCUUCUUAACCGUCACUGUCUAGGUCUAUAUUACGUACCAUGUCAUAUGACUAUCCUGACAUAUUUUCAACAAAACGUACAUCACAGUGGUCCUGCCUGACAUCGAAUUUAUGAUUUCCGUCAUUAGGGUUCUAUUUAUGAACGAUUUUCCAAAUGUAUUUCCAGUGUACUAUAAUUUGUACAUACUUUCUGCUUCCUAAUCCAUCCAAGGAACAAUUUAAUGUCAGUGUUUCCCCCUACCAUUAUACAUGGGGGGGACCCAGGGAGAAGUGAUUGUAUUGAUUAAAUUGCACGUCUUUAUUUUGACUUUGUGGACUCGCAGUAUUUGUAACCGUGCAGAAUCGACUGCAACGACAUGCAGAUGCAUGUGUGUCGAUUAUCAACCCGAGCCACGCGCACCCCAAAAUGUAACUAGGGAAACACCGGACAUGAUGUUAAUGUGCCCAGUGCGGCAAAAGUUGAAUAUUGCCUUCUGCCAACAAAUCACAAGAUUUUUUUUCUCUGUUUCACCCAAUCACUAAGUCGGCAAACAAUAUCAAAGCUUUGGAAAGUAAACUUUUUAUUUUCACCACUGGC
Messenger RNA from Doryrhamphus excisus (bluestripe pipefish), 1269 nucleotides. RefSeq names its product succinate dehydrogenase complex, subunit D, integral membrane protein b (gene sdhdb). NCBI's taxonomy places the organism in Eukaryota, Metazoa, Chordata, Actinopteri, Syngnathiformes, Syngnathidae. The record is from RefSeq and is a predicted model, not a curated record. Gene Ontology annotation, cellular component: respiratory chain complex II (succinate dehydrogenase); mitochondrial envelope; membrane. Gene Ontology annotation, molecular function: ubiquinone binding; heme binding. Gene Ontology annotation, biological process: mitochondrial electron transport, succinate to ubiquinone; tricarboxylic acid cycle.